AUUUCCAGCGAGCCUACCGAAUGAUUUGCACGAUAUUUAAUAUACCUCUAAAGCUGAAAGAAUUUAGUACCCGCAUUAUUUAUGAGCCUCGUAAUCCGACAGAGAAUAAUGCUCAAGUCUUUACCUGUUCAUAUAUUAACGAUUUGUCUUUUAUUCACGGAUUUCGUUAAGUCUGGUGUGCCAAUUGCAACUGGCGGACCUUCAAUAAUAUUGGAAAACAAAGAUGCAUUGCUAACUUGUGUGGUAUCUGAGAACUCUGCCAAUAACACAGUAAUAUGGAAAAAGGGUGAUGAAAUAUUAACCGCUGGCACAGUACGCGUAACAAAGGAUCAUCGUAUACGGAUUUUGCACGAUGAGAAUCCUAAAGAACGAAGUAUGGAUACGGGUGGGGAGGUCUGGGUCCUCUUGAUAAAGAAUUUGAAAGCAAGCGAUUCGGGUGCUUAUAUAUGUGAGGUUAACUCAGAUCCUGUUCUGCGAAGCAUACGUAUAUUGACAGUCAAAAGCCUUCCCACUUCAACGGGAGAGCAUCCAAAUUCGACCGAUAUGGCCACUGUCGAGUCUACUGAUGUAUUUCUUCUACCUCCUCCACUGAAUGCGCAGGACAAUCGCAGUUUUUGGCGACCAAGUCAAGUGCCACCUUUAAUAACACAUGAUUUUACCGAGUGCUGUGAGCGUGCCAAUGUGUCAAGUCAAUGCAUGGGCUUUUGCAAUGUCCACAACAUUUUGGAUGGGACGACGGGCAUCGAUCCCGAAGCAUGUGAAAAGGAUUUCCCUAGUAUAGUUCGCUGCAUGGCCGAUGGCAGGAACCAUGUGCCAUGCUGUGUCGAAAAGCAGAUCCCAGAUUUGUGUCAAGAUAUGUGUCGUGGAGAGUAUACACCCUUUACAGAUAAGCUGAAGACGCGGGUAUCCUGUGUUCAGCACACUUUAAGUGGUUUGAAAUGUAUACUGAAAGGGGUGCAGUUGAUCCCAAGCAUGCCCACGUUGCUGACCAUCGAUCACGUGAGUGAGACCAAAGUAAAUGUUAGUUGGGAACCGCCAGAGAAAUUAAGUGAUCGUGUCAAUAGUUAUGCUGUAAAUCUCACAACUUUGCACAGUUUCGACCAAGAUGAACUAAGCGGCGAAGUGAUACAUAAAACUUCUUUAUAUCCCGCAGAAACGUCCACACUGUAUAGUGUUUUGCCAAAUCAAACAUCUCUGACUCUUACGAGUCUAAUACCCCUUACAAUGUACGCCGUCAUUGUGACGGCGGUCAAUGAAUUUGGCUCGAGCUUACCUAGUGAGCGAUUGCGUUUUUUCACUCACACUUCUGCUUCGGCUACCGAAUCGCAAGCAGGCAAUGCAAAUAAACAGACAAUGCCCAAACUGCCGGACAUUCGAAACUGUUGUGAGUCCAAGGGCAUGACUCAUCGAAUGUGUCUGGACAAGAUGUGCGAUCCACAGAAAACCGAUUUGGCCACACUGCCAGACUUUAUGGUAUGUGCUCCUUGGUCUAAUAUCACAUUCACAUGUUUGGCCAACAACUUGGAUCAUACAAAUUGCUGUCGUGCUCGUGGAAUACCUUCAGCGUGCUUCCCACUCUGUGAGGGAAAGUUGACAUCAUUAGAUUUCAGUUUGUUUAAAUGCCUUCGCUUUAUGUCUGAAUACAGUAGUUGUCUAUUUCAAGGCUAUGGGGUUCUAGCUGAUCCACCAUCUAAACUGCGUACGGUGGCCAAAACGGACAAUUUCGUAAUACUGGAUUGGAAUAACCCCAAGCGUCUGGCCGAUACGGUCAUUACAUAUCAUGUAAAAUUUCGUCGACUUGGUGUAGGCGAUGACUACCUGACUGUGGAGAAGCACCAACCUCCGCUAAUACUUGAAGGGCUCGACGCGGAUGUCUACUACGAGUUCUAUGUGGUGUCAAUUAAUAGGUAUGGCAAGAGUGAGCCAUCGCCGCGCCUUAUAACACGCACACAACCCGCUGAGCAAAUGCAAUCCCAGCCAUCCAAAUACAACAUGACAACAUGUUGCCAGGCAUCAGGUCUUUUACCACAAUGUGCCCCUCUCUGUUCGUACAACAUUCGGCUGUCGGACAUUGAGCGUCUGGGUCCGGCAUGUCGAGCACAAAUGCCUAUCCUGGUACGUUGUGCUGCUGGUGGACGGGAUCACAGUCCUUGUUGUAGUCGACGCGGUGUCAUUAACACCUGUAUGCCACUUUGUCGUGGCGUUAUGCCGCUUGCGUUGACCACAAAAUCGGCCACUGCGGCAGCUGCAGCUUCAACAAACAGUGGAACCGUGGUAGCAGGUGCUGCAACUUUAACGUCGUCAGCAGCGCCGCCAACAUCAGGGAGUAACUAUAUGCCCGAUUGUUUAUCAUAUGCAGGCAACAUUCUGCAAUGCUUUGAGGAAGGCACCCAAAAUAUACCUGGACCACCUGAAGACGUGCAUGCCACGUUUGUGAACCAAACUACAAUCAGUUUGGUCUGGUCGCAGCCCGAUGUGGAUAAUUACUCAACGGGUUUCAGCAUGUCUUCACCGCUGGACUUGGUUACUGGCGAUGAGCUGGCUGCAGUAGCUGGUAAUGUUGCAACUCCCCGGAAUGCGGAUGUGGAAAAAGAGAUGACAUCAUCAGAGUUUACCACCCCAAGUCCUGCUGAUGAUAUUGAUUUUAUUGUACAAUACGGCAAAGUCAAUGACAUGACCAUGUAUGAGACAGUUGCCAAAUUAGAAAAUGAAUUGACCACAAAUGAGACGAGUAUCGAUUUAACAGAUUUGGAACCGAAUGUCUUAUACAGGAUCACAGUGGUGACGCGUGGGAACUACGGGACCUCGUUACCAGCUUCUAUGCUGCUAGUGGAUACCUCGAAUAAUAAUACAAAUGGACAGCAAAAUGGUACCUGGGCUGCCCCCUCACCACCGCACUCCCUUACUGUGGCGGGUCACAGCGCCACAUGGAUGCAAUUGACUUGGCAGCCGCCGGAAUAUGCGCAUCCACACGAACGUAUGACGUACAGAGUCUACCACAAGCCUAUGAAGGCGGAAAAAUUUAUAAAAAUCGAAACAAAAUUAGCUUGGUUGCGUAUGAUUAAUCUCAAGCCCAGCUCGCAGCAUGUUUUAUAUGUCGAGGCUGUGGGAGAGAAGGGCGUUUCUUUGCCAUCAGAAACGUUGGUGGCUUGGACGGAUCCAGCUCUGCCCGCCUUUGUCGAUCCACCAACUGUCCAUCCUGCGGACAACAUUCCCGAGGGGGGCUCGAUGACCAUUCUAUGCUUGGCGUUGGGCAAUCCAGCGCCCACCAUCUCACUUUAUGUGGGCGGACACUUGGUACGUCAGGAUACCUCGAGGCACAUGGUCACUGUCAUUCAUAAUGUUUCAGCAGAUAUGGAGCACGUCUCUUGCUAUGCCGAUAACGGCUAUGGUGUGCCAAUGCAGGCCACUCGCAGGGUGAAUGUUUGCUAUCCUCCGAAAAUCCAAGCUGCCGGCAUUACCGUAGCAUCUGUUGGCGAUGAAAUCGAGCUGCGUUGCACAGUGGACUCCAAACCAGCGCCAAAAACUAUAUUCUGGCGUGAAAAGGAAGGCCGUAUUCCUGUCAUCACGGGCGGCAACUAUUACGUCUCGGUCCGAACCAACGACACACGAUCUUCAAUUUAUACAAUGUCCUUGCGCAUAAACAAGCUGCAGACUAACGAUGUGGGCGACUACUUUUGUCAUGCAGAGAACCCCUUUGGAGCCACCACCAUUCCGGUUUCAGUACGCAUACGUCAAACGCCCGCUUUGAAUCACAAUGUUACCGAAUGCUGUGCCGAGCAAAAUGUUUCGCUAGCCUGUCGCAGUGCGUGCAGCUAUUAUGUGGACUUUGAUGCCAUAGCUGAUAAGCCCGAAUGCAUUGUCGAAUUUGAUAAAUUGAUGCGCUGUGCUGCAGAUGGCUCUGAUCAUCGAUCGUGCUGUGCUGAUGAGCAUGUGCCACGGAAGUGCUUAAACUGGUGUCGGGGCGAGUCAGUGCGCUCCAAAGAGAUUUGUAGUUUACAAUAUGCCCGCACCAUUGUGGGGUGCUUUGAAAAAAAUCGUGAUAGAUUGCCUGGACCGCCGGAAAACAUUGUAAUUAGUGUAAUGUCAGAUAGCGAAGUGAGCAUCAGAUGGGAUGCGCCAACAAAAAAUCCAAGUGCCGUUGACGGCUAUAGAAUAUUUUACCAUGAGGCCGCCGUAUUGCCAUCAACAACAAGCGAUCCUUCGUCGGCAAUGAAGCCAGGGCCAGGAAAUGGCAUGGAUACCAUGAAUAAUGCAACAAGUAUGAGUAGCGGUGCUACUGCUGCUCUCGAGAUACGGCGCAUCGAUGUAAAGGACACAACAAUAAGCAUUAAUGGCCUCAAGAAGGAUGUGCUGUAUGAGCUGGUAGUGAAAGCUGGAAAUACCUACGGUGCCAGUGUUCUGACCAAUCCUAUUAGAUUCACGCUCGGAGAAAAUCAUGUGACCUCCGCCACGAGUAGCUAUUCCAGUGCUGUCGGCACUAUUAGUGGCAUUGUAGCAAGUAUUUUGGCCAUUUUGUUAGCUGCCGCUGCUAUUGUAUUCUAUCGUCGUCAACGCCUUAACCACGGCAAGACUGGCAAUGGCAAUGUGGCAUUCGAGAACCCAACUUAUACGCGAGGCUUGGAGCAGGUGCAGUUACCCACUGUCACAUCGGCUAUCACAACAGAAAAUGGCCACCAUCAUGGUGGCGGGAGCGGUGGUGGGGCCGCAACCAACGGCAACAGCAACAGCAGCGACAGCAACAGCAAUAACAGUAAUAUCAUCUAUAAUGGCAAUGCUGCCACAAUGACGACAUCCACAACAACAACCGCACCGACGGCAGUAACGACAGGUGGAGGCACAACCGCGUUGAACGGAAGGCACCGUGUCGGCGGUACAGAUGUGGCGCAUCACUUUCACAACCCACUCAGCAAUUGCAAUACGCAGUGCAAUGAAGUAAAUCCCACAAUUUAUGAAGAGCUCAAACUUGGCCAAGAAGGUGCUGGAUUUAAGAAACUUGUGCCAUAAAUGACAAACGCGCACAACACAAGGAACACACACACACACACACACAACAGUCAGACAGAUAGAGCACAGACGAACACCAACCAAGUAUAGCUAUACAGUAUAUCCGUAUAUACAUAUAUCCAUAUAUGUAUAUAUACAUAUACAUAUUUAUAUGUAUGUAUACAUAUAAAUAUAUGCUAAAUGUAGACAUAGGCCGUGUAAACAGCGCAAAGCGCCACACAGACACACUCAUUUAUGUACACUGUGACGUGACAUCUUUACAAAAAAUGCAUUGCGAGAAAGUUUUGGGUACAUUUUUUGCGUAGCUAACAAGGUAAAAACUGCAAAAUAUUUGGGUAGCGUAACGUAAUAAAUUUGUAGUAUGUAACUGUGAUUGAAAAUAAAAAUAUAAUAAUAUAAAUAAUGCUUUAACAUUAUUUGCUUGGUAACAGCAAUCGAAAGAAA
This is a messenger RNA of Drosophila willistoni, 5451 nucleotides long. RefSeq names its product Ig-like and fibronectin type-III domain-containing protein 2. NCBI's taxonomy places the organism in Eukaryota, Metazoa, Arthropoda, Insecta, Diptera, Drosophilidae. The record is from RefSeq and is a predicted model, not a curated record. Gene Ontology annotation, molecular function: protein binding. The transcript is spliced from 17 exons. The coding region runs from base 82 to 5007 and encodes 1641 amino acids.